This is a messenger RNA of Arachis stenosperma, 1013 nucleotides long. RefSeq names its product hevamine-A-like. NCBI's taxonomy places the organism in Eukaryota, Viridiplantae, Streptophyta, Magnoliopsida, Fabales, Fabaceae. The record is from RefSeq and is a predicted model, not a curated record. The coding region runs from base 49 to 939 and encodes 296 amino acids. The transcript has a single exon. Gene Ontology annotation, cellular component: extracellular region. Gene Ontology annotation, molecular function: chitinase activity. Gene Ontology annotation, biological process: carbohydrate metabolic process.
CUAAAACAAGCUUUAACACUUCAAAAGAGAGCAAUCAAACCACGUACCAUGGCAACAACUUAUAUACCAAUUUUCUCAAUGGUGAUAUUCAUCCUAACAGUGGGAUCUGAUGCUGGGGGAAUUUCCAUUUAUUGGGGUCAGAAUGGAAAUGAAGGUACCUUGGCAGAAACUUGUGCCACAGGAAACUAUGAGUAUGUGAACAUUGCUUUUCUUUACAGUUUCGGCAAUGGACGAAUUCCCAAGCUAAACCUUGCAGGCCAUUGUGAUCCAUACAGCAACAAUGGCUGCGCGAAUUUAAGCGCCGACAUAAAGCAGUGUCAAGCCAAAGGCAUCAGAGUUAUGCUUUCAAUUGGAGGAGGACCUGGAGGCUACACCCUUGCAUCAACAGAGGAUGCUAGGCAACUUGCCACUUUCCUUUGGAAUAACUUCUUGGGAGGACAGUCAUCGACACGUCCACUAGGCGAGGCUGUUUUGGAUGGCAUUGACUUUGACAUUGAAGGAGGAACAAACCAACAUUGGGAUGAGCUUGCAAGGUAUCUUUCAGGGUACAACAACAAAGGCAAGAAGGUUUACUUGACUGCAGCACCUCAAUGUCCUUUCCCUGAUGCAUGGCUUGGAAAUGCCCUUCAGACCGGUCUUUUCGACUAUGUUUGGGUUCAGUUCUACAACAAUCCUCCAUGUCAGUACUCUCCUGGAGGCAUUGCCAAUCUUGAGAAUGCAUGGAAGCAAUGGACUACACAAGUACCUGCCACUAAAAUAUUCUUAGGCCUCCCAGCAGCACCACAGGCAGCUGGAGGCGGCUUCAUUUCGCCAAGUAACCUGACAUCAGAAGUACUUCCGGUAAUUAAGGGUGCCACAAAGUAUGGGGGUGUCAUGUUGUGGUCCAAGUACUACGACGAUCAAACUGGAUAUAGUUCAUCCAUAAAUGGCCAAGUCUAGAAUUCUUAAAUACUUAUGGUUAUGUUAGAUUUGAAUCCAUGAUGGACCUCUCUGUUAACAUAUUAGAUUUCUGU